Pongo pygmaeus (Bornean orangutan) is the source of this 2904-nucleotide messenger RNA. RefSeq names its product protein activator of interferon induced protein kinase EIF2AK2 (gene PRKRA). Bases 1761 to 2363 code for a protein of 200 amino acids. The transcript is spliced from 6 exons. Gene Ontology annotation, biological process: regulation of regulatory ncRNA processing; siRNA processing. Gene Ontology annotation, molecular function: siRNA binding; double-stranded RNA binding. Gene Ontology annotation, cellular component: nucleus; cytoplasm; RISC complex. NCBI's taxonomy places the organism in Eukaryota, Metazoa, Chordata, Mammalia, Primates, Hominidae. The record is from RefSeq and is a predicted model, not a curated record.
AUUUGAACAUGCUUACAAAAGCAACAAAGUGAACAGUUGUUAGCAUCCUACCUCUCAAAUUCUAUUUCCUUAUGAAAAUUUAUCAUCCAUUAAAGAAAACUUUAUCCAAUCAAAUCCAGCAAUUAGCUGUUAAAUGAAGGCGCUCAUGAACUAGGCUUUACUGUUUUUUUUUUUUUUAAUGGGAUACAACAGGAGAAAAUCCGUGCUUCUUGCAAAUACUAAUAUUAACAUGUUGUAUUUAGACUUUGAUUAUUUCUACAUUGAAGAAAACAAAGUGUGAGAUGGAGAAAGAUCCACUAAAAGUACUCUUUUGGGAAUUCUAAUUUUGAAGAAGCAGGCAGAGGUUUUCUUUUAGUAUAUAAUAUAUACCAAAAGAAGAGAAUGUUAAGUGGGAUAUUAAUUCUUGACAUAUCUUUCCAAAGUAAGACUUUUUGCUACUUUAGGUGUUUCUAGAUAGAAUAUUUGUCCUGGAGCAUCUCACAUAUUAAAGUAGUGUCCACUGGGUGCACUCUGGAGCUUGGCAUGCUUUCAGGUUCUUCUUGUGCAUACACUCACAUAUGUCUGAAGUACGAUCUGUGUAAUCAGCUUAUAGUUGACAGUAGAGACCCAGGGAAUUUGGGAUGGGUUUUUUGUUCCCUAGUCAUAGAAAGGCUUUUGGAUUAGAGAUGUAGUUAGGUUCUUAUGUAGUAUUCCUCUCUUUUUGUAAAUCAUUCUAAACCAUUUGGGUAGUUUGGAACUAACCAGUGACAUGGCAAGCCUCUAGAUAAGCAGCUGCCCAAGACAAGCCUUGCAUUUCACAAGAUGAUGCUUGAUUCUCUAGGGUCAUGCAUUAUAAUUGAUCUAUGCCAGGCUGGGCGGGGUGGCUCAUGCCUGUAAUCCCAGCACUUUGGGAGGCUGAGGUGGGUGGAUCACUUGAGGCCAGGAGUUCAAGACCAGCCUGGCCAACAUGGCAAAACCCCGUCUCUACUAAAAAUACAAAAAUUAGCCAGGCAUGGUGGCAGGUGCCUGUAAUCCCAGCUACUUGGGUGGCUGAGGCACAAAAAUCGCUUGAACCUGGGAGGCGGAGAUUGCAGUAAGCUAAGAUUGUGCCCCUGCACUCCAGCCUGUGAAACCCUGCCUCUAAAAACAAGGCCAGGCAUGGUGGCUCACACCUGUAAUCCCAGCACUUUGGGAGGCCAAGGUGGGCAGAUCACUUGAGUCAGGAGUUCGAGACCCGCCUGGCCAACAUGGUGAAACCCCAUCUCUACUAAAAAUACAAAAAAUUAGCCGAGUGUGGUGGCACGCUUCUGUAAUCCCAGCUACUUGGGAGGCUGAGACACAAGAAUCCCUUGGACCCAGUAGGCAGAGGUUGCAGUGAGCUGGGAUCGGGCCAUUGCACUCCAGCCUGGGCGACACAGCAAGACUGUGUCUCCAAACAAACAAAAAAAGACAUGCCAAAUGACAUGGCAGGUAUUGGGUUCUCCCCCACUGGUGAUGGCCAUGCUGUUUCUGAACAGCCUGAAGGUGAACCCAACCAUUAAGUACAUUUGUAGAAAUGAGGGGUAUGGAGUGUCCUUUCUGCAUCUGGGCACUUCACUUUGUCAGCAAAAAAAGCUAACAAACUUUACUAUAUUUGUGCUUCUUGACAGAUAAAAUGGGAAUUACUAAGCUGUAAUCAGGCCUAAAGUGGCCUGACUUAAUACAGAGACUUUCUCACUUCUCCAUCACAAUUAUUUGGGUAGCUUCGGCAUGCAGCAUUCUUUGCAGUUCCUGACCCCUUAAUGCCUGACCCUUCCAAGCAACCAAAGAACCAGCUUAAUCCUAUUGGUUCAUUACAGGAAUUGGCUAUUCAUCAUGGCUGGAGACUUCCUGAAUAUACCCUUUCCCAGGAGGGAGGACCUGCUCAUAAGAGAGAAUAUACCACAAUUUGCAGGCUAGAGUCAUUUAUGGAAACUGGAAAGGGGGCAUCAAAAAAGCAAGCCAAAAGGAAUGCUGCUGAGAAAUUUCUUGCCAAAUUUAGUAAUAUUUCUCCAGAGAACCACAUUUCUUUAACAAAUGUAGUAGGACAUUCUUUAGGAUGUACUUGGCAUUCCUUGAGGAAUUCUCCUGGUGAAAAGAUCAACUUACUGAAAAGAAGCCUCCUUAGUAUUCCAAAUACAGAUUACAUCCAGCUGCUUAGUGAAAUUGCCAAGGAACAAGGUUUUAAUAUAACAUAUUUGGAUAUAGAUGAACUGAGCGCCAAUGGACAAUAUCAAUGUCUUGCUGAACUGUCCACCAGCCCCAUCACGGUCUGUCAUGGCUCCGGUAUCUCCUGUGGCAAUGCACAAAGUGAUGCAGCUCACAAUGCUUUGCAGUAUUUAAAGAUAAUAGCAGAAAGAAAGUAAAUUUGGAGCAACUUAAAAAAUCUUUCAGUAGCACAUAAAAAGUUCCCCUCUGGCCCCUUCCCAAGUAAAACUUUUACCGUAGUGUUUAUGUCUUGUUUCUAAAUCUCUUCAUAGAUUCCAUCAACACUCCAGAUUUAAUUAUCUCCUCAUAGUUGUUAUUAAGCUCUUUUUAAUGGCUUCAACUUUGUAUCAGUAUAUUGUAUUUAUAAACUUUGUACCACGAGAGAGUGUAGCACCCACUUUACAGUGCCAUGCACAUCAGAGAAAGAAACUGCAUGUUUGUUGUUGAUGAUGAAAUAAAAAUGCUAGCAACAGUCUUUCUUACUGGUGCUUAAGCUCUUCUUUGCACAAAGCUUUAUAAAGGGAAUUCAAAGGAAGCCCUUUAGAAUUAGAGUCUUGAGGGACAGCACUAACAGGGCUUUAUUAAGUAUGAUUGUUAAAUUUCAGGGAACAUGAUUGGUCUGCUGUGUAUUUGAAUUCAUGUAACAAAGAACUGUUAUGAUGGGAUUCUGCUCAUUUUAUUAAAAAGCUACUGACUUGA